Messenger RNA from Schistosoma turkestanicum, 610 nucleotides. Lineage: Eukaryota; Metazoa; Platyhelminthes; Trematoda; Strigeidida; Schistosomatidae. The record is from the annotation of a GenBank genome assembly.
AAUAAUAAAAAUAAUAAUAAUAAUGUUUACUUAUUUAAAAUUAUUGUUAUUUUACUUGAUAUUUCUAUUAUGUAAAUGUCAUGUUCAAUGUUAUUAUACAAAUUUGAGAACAAUUAAUUGGCCUUAUCCAUUAACAUUGUCCGAAGCUAUUCUAACGGAACAAGCUGCAAUCGCUGCCACUGCAUCCAAUUCCGCACCGCCAUCAGCAUCAUCAGCAGCAGCACCGGUGUUAGCAAGAAGACAAUUUGUUGGACCAGAUCUUGACUAUUAUCCAACAUGGUCUGAAUCGUAUUUAUAUUUGAAACCACAAAGAAAUAUUGAUGAAGAAUUGAGACGAUUAAAAGCGGAACCUCCACGAGGAUUACCCAAUGUUAUGAGAUAUGGUUAGUCAGAGAGAGAGAGAGAGACAGAGAGAGGAAAUGUAAACAAUGAAAGUUUUUUUUUGUUUUUGAAAAACAAUGUAUUCGCAUAACUAUGGACAAUAUUGAAUCAACACAUGUGUUAAUUCUUUUGUAAACAUUUCAAAGAUAUUAUUCUCAUCAUCAUCAUCAUGAUUAUUGUUACAAGGUAAAAAUAGAAUAAUAAAAAAGAUACAUAAAUACUUAUGCGA